Molecule: messenger RNA, 429 nt
Organism: Erythranthe guttata (spotted monkey flower)
Lineage: Eukaryota; Viridiplantae; Streptophyta; Magnoliopsida; Lamiales; Phrymaceae
Source: RefSeq, a predicted model, not a curated record
GUGCCUAUUUGGCGCCUGAAUUUCCCCCCUUCUCUCAAAUCAAAUUAAUCUCAGCAACUUAGGGUUCUCGGCAAUGGAAUUUCAGAUUAUUGAGCGACAAUGAGUCGAAGAUUCAAAUCAAGUACUGGAUCCAGAGGCGCAGCUCGGAAUCGAUGCUCCGAUAAGCAAUUUGACAUGAGGAAGGCAAAGAGAGUGAAAUUUGUGGAUACUGAAAUGGAUGGUCUACCGGUUUUUGCGUCUUCUUCGAAAGGACGUAAAGCAGCCGAGUCUCCAACGUCUAAUGCUCCCAAGACUUCGGAAUAUGCAUAUUUUAGGAAAUUUAAGAAUGGGGUUGUGCAUGGUCAGUCUCGUCCACUGCAUAAAGAGAACGAACAGUUGGAGAGUUCCGAAGUUAAUCAUUUUAUUAGAGGUACAAGGCUUUCUUAUUGA